Molecule: messenger RNA, 624 nt
Organism: Onthophagus taurus
Lineage: Eukaryota; Metazoa; Arthropoda; Insecta; Coleoptera; Scarabaeidae
Gene: mRpS24
Product: mitochondrial ribosomal protein S24
Biological process (GO): translation
Cellular component (GO): mitochondrion
Source: RefSeq, a predicted model, not a curated record
AUUAUAUACUUGGUGAUUUUAGAAUUUUUAUGUUACCAUCUUGUUCUAUCAUUUCUAACCUAAAAAUUUUGUACUGUCUCAAAAAUGUCUUUAAUUAACCUAAAAAAUCUUCUUUUAAGCACACCAAAGCUUCAAACUCUUCAAAUAUGUGCGCUACACACAACAAACGUUUGUAAUAAAGUGCAAACCGCUCGAUAUAAAGUAACUACAAAGAAAGAUUUUCCCCUUACGUAUGAAAUGGCUAAUAAACCGCAUGAUAUUGCACAUAGAAAAUCGUGGAAUUCCUGGAAUACUUCAAAUAUUGAAGGUGGUUUGCGACCUUCCGAGACGGCUGUAGAAGACGUUUUCAUUCGAAAAUUUAUGGCUGGAACGUGGCACGAUUUAUUUGCUAGUGAAGUUAUAAUUAAAAGACAGCAUAACAUGAUUAGAAUUGCUGGGAUUAUUAAACAAGUCAUUACUUCGAGGAAAGUUUAUUUCUUGAUUGGUUAUACGGAGGAAAUGUUGAGUUUUUGGUUACAAUGUCCUGUUAAAAUCGAAUUGCAAAGUAUUGGUGAUAAAAAAGAAAUGGUUUUUAAAUAUAUUUAAAUUGUAGAAAUUAGUUAUAAAUAAUUAAGUUGAUUUUAA